UCCAGCAUGAACCACGCAUUGUUCCACCACCUCACACUUUUUACCACUGCUGCCGCCAUGAUCAUCCAAAACAGCAGCAGCAAUGGAUCUCCAAAUCACAAGCUGCUGAUUGGCUUCCAGGCUCCCUGGAACGUGUCCUUCCCUUACAGCGCGCUGCGGCUGGGCUCGGCCAUUCAGAUAGCCGUGGAGAAGGUGAACAACAAUCCCUCCUUCUUGGGAAACUACAGUCUUGAUUUUGUGUACAAGGACACUGACUGUAAUCCUAAAGAGUCCCUGGGAGGAUUCAUCCAUCAAGUGUGGAGAGAAAAUGUGACAGCUUUGUUUGGACCAGUGUGUCCUGAGGAGGCAGAGGUCACAGGUCUCAUUGCAUCUGCGUGGCACAUUCCCAUGUUUGGCUUUGUGGGCCAGUCUUCUAAACUGGAAGACAGAGUAAUGUACGAUUCCUACAUCAAAAUCAUGCCGCCUCUGAAUCGGGGCUCAGAGGUUCUGGCGAAAACCCUGGAGUUCUUUGGGUGGAGUCAUGUGGCAAUGAUCGGAGGGGGGUUGAAGACAAACACCUGGGACAAAGUGGACGCUUUGUGGAACACGGUGGAGAACCUGCUCAGGGCUAAUUUCAAAUUAACUGCAGAACUAAAGUUUGACACCAGCAAUCCUGAUCUCCUUUAUCAGAACGUCAAAUACAUCUCAACAGUCGCCAGAGUUAUUGUGGUGGUAACAAACAGAGAGGACUCCAUAGCCCUGCUGCUGGAGGCUGAGCGUCAGGGUCUGAUGAAUGGCGACUAUGUGUUCUUCCUGAUGCAGCAUUUUGAGGAUAACUGGUGGAAAGGGCCCCUGAACAGCAGAGUAAAACAGGACAACACAAGAGCUUUCGACAUGACAUUUGUCAUCGGCCAGAAAUCCUACGAAGGAUAUGAGUACUAUGAUUUCUUCAAAGAGGUGUUUCAAAAACUGAAAGGACAUCCUUUCUGGAGUAACCUGACAUCUGAAAGUGAGGUUAGCCCAUAUUCAGCAUAUCUCCAUGAUGCGGUGCUUCUUUAUGUGAUGGGACUGAAGGAAGUUCUGAAGGAAGGAAAAGAUCCUCAUGAUGGCCGACAGCUUCUGGAGAAACUGAAAAACAGAGACAAGAUUCGCUUUCAUGGGGCCUCUGGACUUGUUCACUUUGAUGAAGAAGGUGAGAGAUCUAUGGACUACUCCAUUUAUGACCUGCAGCGUGUAGGAGGCAACACCAUGUUUGUACCCAUCCUGCAUUUUGAAAGCCAAAGUAAAAGUGUCAGACCUACAUCUAUGUUUGCUUCUGUGAUUUGGCCGAAAGGAAAGCCUCCUUCUGAUAUACCAGAAUGUGGUUUCAAUGAUGAGAACUGCGAAUGGCUGACAAAUGAAAUUGCACUGUUGGCUGUCCUUGUGACCUUCCCCCUCAUCGGCGUAGUGGCGGUUUUGUGGAUCGGGGUCCUCAUGUUUCAAAAGUUUCGGCUCCAGACGAGGCUGGAUGACUCCAAUUGGUGGAUAAUCAAUUACAACGACAUCACCAUCAUCAGGGAGCCUUCAGGAAACCCGGGUAUAUCUCAUAGCUCCACCGGUAGUCACACUGGGAGCAGCUGUCAGAGCACCUUCUCCAGCCACAGUUACGACCUGAAGGACAAAACAGGGAGAGAGCACAUUUAUACAACCAUAGGCCUCUACCAGGGAAAUCAAGUGGCCAUCAAGUACAUCAAGAACCCAAUAAACUGUAAUUUCCAGAAACCUUCAGUUAUUGUCGAGUUUAAUCUGAUGAAGGAGAUGAAACAUGAAAACCUGGUGCAGUUCUUUGGUGUGUGCAUUGAGCCACCAAACAUAUGCCUUGUCACGCAGUACUGCAAGAAAGGAAGCCUGAAGGAUGUUUUUGGAGCUUCCGAUAUUGAUCUGGAAUGGAUGUUUAAACUCUCGUUUGCUUAUGACAUUGUUAAUGGAAUGGACUUCAUUCACCACAGCAAACUUAAAUUUCAUGGGAACCUGAAGCCCAGCACAUGUCUGGUGGACAGCAGACUACAAAUCAAACUCUCUGGUUUUGGAUUAUGGGAGUUUAAAUAUGGAGGAAAAAACAAGCUCAGCCUGAUGGAAAGUCCGGAUUAUAAAGAUCUGUACUGGACAGCCCCUGAACUUCUGAGACAGGUUGGACUACCAUGUAAUGGGACACCCAAAGGAGACAUCUAUAGCUUUGCCAUCAUCAUGUGGGAGCUUAUGUAUAACUCUAAAGGUGGUCCGUAUCAAGACAUCAACCUGGACCCCAAAGAAAUUAUAAUGCAGCUGCGGAUACCAUUUCAAGGGGAACCUCUUAGACCAGUGUUGUGCGAGCAGCUGUGUGAUGAGAAGGUGAAUGCGCUGCUCAGAGCCUGUUGGAGUGAAAACCCUGACCACCGACCACCUUUUGCAUCAAUUCGCAGGAGGCUGAGAGAUAUAAGUCCAGAGAGUCAUGCAAAUAUUCUUGAUAACAUGGUGGACAAGUUGGAGAAGUAUGCAAAUCACCAUGAGGAGGUGGUGGAGGAGCGGACCAACCAGCUCACAGCAGAGAAAGCCAGAGCAGACAAUCUUCUCUCCAGCAUGUUGCCAAAAUACAUCGCAGACCAGCUGAUGUCGGGGAAGUCGGUGGAGCCACAAAGCUAUGAUAUGGUGACCAUCUUCUUCUCCGACAUUGUGGGCUUUACUUCCAUGUGUUCUUCCAGCACAGCAAUGGAAGUGGUAACGUUCCUCAACGAGCUCUACAGUCUGUUUGACGACAUCAUAAAGAUGUAUGACGUCUACAAAGUAGAAACCAUUGGUGAUGCUUACAUGGUAGCCAGUGGACUUCCUAUCAGCAAUGGCAACAAGCAUGCUUUGGAAAUAUGCACGAUGGCGCUACACUUCCUCAGUGCCAUUCAGGUCUUCAGAAUCCCUCAUAAACCAGACGAAAUCCUUGCGAUACGCAUCGGCAUACACUCUGGCCCAGUGGUUGCUGGAGUGGUGGGGACCACUAUGCCUCGCUACUGCCUCUUUGGUGAUACAGUAAAUACAGCCUCACGCAUGGAGAGUAACAGUUUACCGCUAAGGAUCCAUAUAUCUCAGUCAACAGCUGACAUUCUGAUCCAAGCUGGAUCAUUUGAGUUGAAAGAAAGAGGGGACAUCGAAAUUAAGGGUAAGGGUGUCCAGAAGACCUACUGGCUACUAAAAAAAACAGGAUUUAAUCCUAAUCUCAGUUCCCUCAGCUCAUUACAAGGUGACAGUCUGAAGGUGCAGACAGAGAAACAAGGAGUAACCAGAUCAUCUGUCACAAAGUCCCAAAUGAUCCAGCCCAGAUCCUCGAUGACUACGGUGCAUGUUUAGGUGCUGCAUUGAAAAUGAAAUCAUCUGUAACACAUCGUCAAGAAGUGACUAUCCCAUGUACUUAGUACAACAAGAACUAUUUGGUCACUGAUUCUUUCAAGAGUAAAAUUUAUGGGGUUUUAAUUUCUCUGAAAGGGUUGUAUUCAUUUUUGUUUCUUUUCCUAAAUUUAAUUAAGCAUUAAAUAUAAAUACAAUUUCUAAGCAAUUGUAUAAAUACAAUAAUACGGAAGAGGAUUAGGGCCACUGAAAAAAAGAAAAAUGAUUUUUA
Cyprinodon variegatus (sheepshead minnow) is the source of this 3604-nucleotide messenger RNA. RefSeq names its product guanylate cyclase 2G-like (gene gucy2g). Gene Ontology annotation, cellular component: membrane. Gene Ontology annotation, molecular function: guanylate cyclase activity; peptide receptor activity; ATP binding. Gene Ontology annotation, biological process: intracellular signal transduction; protein phosphorylation; cGMP biosynthetic process. Lineage: Eukaryota; Metazoa; Chordata; Actinopteri; Cyprinodontiformes; Cyprinodontidae. The record is from RefSeq and is a predicted model, not a curated record. The coding region runs from base 7 to 3336 and encodes 1109 amino acids. The transcript is spliced from 22 exons.